Molecule: messenger RNA, 3937 nt
Organism: Rubroshorea leprosula
Lineage: Eukaryota; Viridiplantae; Streptophyta; Magnoliopsida; Malvales; Dipterocarpaceae
Source: the annotation of a GenBank genome assembly
ACAGAGUCAUUCCGAACCGUAAGCUUCACCCUGGAGCAUAUAGGCUUUAUAUGGAGCUCCUUAAGAGACAUGCUCUUUCAUUAAUGUCACAGAUCAGUGGGCAAAACUGUGAAAAGAUCAUGAAAUCAACGGACGAUGUUCUUCAACUUUCCAAUAUAUUUGGCCUUCAAGUUUGUGAACCUGGUCUAGUUCUAGUUGGAUUUGUUUUUUCUGUUGUAUGGCAGUUACUUGAUGCCUCAUUGGAUGAUGAAGGGCUGCUGGAACUUACUCCAGAAAAGAAGUCUAUGUGGUUAUCUGUAUCUCAAGAUAUGGAAAUAGACAAUCCUAACAGCUCUGGUGAAAAGAGAACUGAGCAACAUGAGCGGCUGUGCAAAGUAAAUACCACUAUGGCUAUAGAGAUAAUUGGAGAGUUCCUACAGGACAAAUUAACUUCAAGGAUUCUUUACUUGGCACGUCGAAACAUGCCACCACAUUGGGGAGUUUUCAUUCAGAGACUGAGAUUGCUUGCUGCAAAGUCAGGGGCAUUGCGAAAUUCAAAACAAAUAACUUCUGAAGUCCUUCUACAAUUGACAUCUGAUACACGUAGAGUUUUGUCUAUAAAAUGUAAAACAAUAUCACAGCAAGAGUGUCAUGCGGUCAUAAAUUCUGGAUCUCUAAUGUCUUCUUCUCGAGAAUGCCAUGGAGCUACUCGUUCUGCACUUUGGCUUCCUAUUGAUCUGUUUCUGGAAGAUGCAAUGGAUGGUUCACAGGUUGCAGCAACUGGUGCUGCUGAUGUUCUUACUGGUUUGGUAAAGGCUUUGCAAGCAGUUAACAGCACCACAUGGUGUGAUGCAUUUCUGGGCCUAUGGAUUACGGCUUUACGGCUUGUCCAGAGGGAAAGGGACUCCAGUGAGGGUCCUGUGCCUCGUCUUGACACUUGCUUGUGCAUGUUGUUGUCUAUUACAACACUUGCAGUGGCCAAUAUUAUUGAAGAAGAGGAAGGUGAGUUCCUUGAUGAUAAUGAAAGCAGCCCAACUAAUCAAAGGAAAGAGCUACGAGCCCCAAGAAAAUGUCGUAAGGGUUUAGUUUCCAGCUUACAGAUGUUGGGUGAUUAUGAUGCUCUGUUGGCUCCGCCUCAAGCUGUCCGUUCAGUAGCAAACCAGGCUGCUGCAAAAGCAAUCAUGCUCAUUUCUGGCCUUACGGUUGGUAAUGGAUAUUCUGAAAGCAUUAGUAUGAAUGACAUGCCUUUGAACUGUUCUGGAAACAUGCGACAUCUAAUUGUUGAGGCUUGUAUUGCUAGAAAUCUGCUAGACACAUCGGCAUAUCUAUGGCCAGGCUAUGUGAACACACGUGGUAACAUGCCCCGUAGUCCUCCUAGCCAAAUGCCUGGUUGGUCAUCAUUGAUGAAGGGAUCCCCUCUAACUCCAUCAUUGACAAGUACUCUGGUUGCAACUCCAGCUUCUAGCUUAGUAGAGAUCGAGAAAAUAUAUGAGAUUGCAAUCAAUGGUUCAGAUGAGGAGAAAAUAGCUGCUGCAACUGUUCUUUGUGGGGCAUCUUUAGUUCGUGGUUGGAGUAUACAGGAACACACUGUUCUUUUCAUUGUAAGGUUGUUGUCACCUCCAGUUCCUGCAGAUUAUUCUGGAACUGAUAGCCACUUAAUUCAAUUUGCUCCAUUCCUGAAUGUUCUUCUUGUUGGAAUAUCCCCUGUAGACUGUGUACAGAUUUUGUCUUUGCAUGGCUUGGUUCCACUACUUGCUGGUGCAUUAAUGCCCAUCUGUGAAGUUUUUGGGUCUUGUGUUCCAAAUGUUUCGUUGACUCUUCCAACAGGGGAAGAACUCUCAUGUCAUGCAGUGUUCUCUAAUGCAUUUACUCUUCUACUAAAAUUGUGGAGGUUUAAUCACCCACGUAUUGAACAUGUUAAGGGAGAUGUGACACCAGUUGGCUCUCAACUAUGUCCUGAAUAUCUUUUGGUGGUUCGAAACAAUCAACUAGCAUCUUUUGGAAAAUUGCCAAGGGAUCGCUUAAAAUGCCAGAGACUGUCACAGACUUUAGAUUUCUCUUUAGAUCCCAUAGUUUUGGACUCUUUUCCCAAGUUAAAACGCUGGUAUCGGCAACAUCAAGAAUGCAUUGCCUCCACGCUCUCUGGGCUUGAACAAGGGACGACUGUUCAUCAGAUUGUUGAUGCACUCCUUCAUAUGAUGUUCAGAAAGAUAAACAAGGCUGGCCAAUCCUUUACUGCUACAACGUCUGGAAGUAGUAAUUCAUCUGCAUCUGGAGCGGAGGAUGUCUUUAUCAGGCUGAAAGUGCCUGCAUGGGAUAUCCUGGAAGCAGCUCCCUUUGCACUUGAUGCGGCUCUAGCAGCAUGUGGUCAUGGAAAACUCUCUCCCCGUGAAUUGGCUACAGGACUCAAAGAUCUUGCUGAUUUUCUCCCGCCAACUCUGGCAACCAUUGUCAGCUACUUUUCUGCUGAAGUAACACGGGGUAUAUGGAAGCCGGCUUUCAUGAAUGGUACUGAUUGGCCAAGCCCUGCUGCGUAUCUAUCCACUGUUGAGCAGCAAAUCAAGAAAAUUAUAGCUGCCACUGGUGUUGAUGUCCCCAGCCUUGCAGUUGGGGGGAACUCUCCAGCUAUGCUUCCUUUGCCGUUGGCUGCCCUAGUUAGCCUCACAAUAACCUAUAAACUUGAUAAAGCAUCUGAACGCUUUCUCACAUUAAUAGGCCCAGCCUUGAUGUCCCUUGCUGAAGGUUGCCCUUGGCCAUGCAUGCCUAUUAUAUCCUCACUUUGGGCUCAGAAAGCAAAGCGCUGGAGUGAUUUCCUUGUGUUUUCUGCUUCUCGUACUGUCUUCCAUCAUAGUAGUGAUGCCGUGGUUCAGCUCCUUAGGAGUUGCUUCACAUCCACUCUUGGGCUCAGUCCUGCCCAUGUUUGCAGCAACGGUGGAGUAGGUGCGCUCCUUGGCCAUGGAUUUGGUUCUCACUUCUGUGGGGGUAUGUCUCCAGUUGCACCAGGGAUUCUGUACCUAAGGGUGCAUCGAUCUAUUAGAGAUAUCUUGUUCAUGACAGAAGAAAUUCUGUCUCUUCUAAUGACUUCAGUCAGAGAUAUUGCUAAUAGCGGGCUACCACGGGAGAAACUGGAGAAAUUGAGAAGGACAAAGUAUGGAGUGAGAUAUGGGCAAGUUUCUCUUUCUUCAUCAAUGACACGCAUCAAACUUGCUGCUUCACUUGGGGCUUCAUUGGUUUGGAUAUCUGGUGGAUCGAGCUUGGUACAUUCCCUGAUCAAAGAAACCUUACCAUCUUGGUUUCUAUCAGUCCAUGCAUCAGAUCAUGAAGGUGGGGAAUCUGGAGCUGCAGUUUCUAUGCUGGGGGGUUAUGCACUUGCAUACUUUUCAGUUCUUUGUGGGACAUUUGCUUGGGGCAUUGACUCAACCUCAGCAGCAUCAAAGCGAAGACCAAAGGUUCUCGGAGCCCACUUGGAAUUUCUUGCCAGCGCAUUGGAUGGGAAGAUAUCUCUAGGUUGUGAUUCUGCCACUUGGCGAGCAUACGUGACUGGAUUUGUGAGCUUGAUGGUCUCUUGUACACAAGCAUGGGUGUUGGAGGUUGAUGUUGAUGUUCUGAAAAGGAUGAGCAAAGGAUUGAAGCAGUGGAAUGAGGAAGAACUGGCUCUGGCCCUGCUGGGACUCGGUGGCGUUCGUGCUAUGGGUGCAGCUGCAGAACUGAUCAUUGAAGAUAGGGUUUAGAUUUUGUUAGUGAGCCUUUAGGUUUGGAUGAUGAUACAGGGCAACUUGUAUACUUUUUAUUACAUUUAAAAAAAAAAGAAAAGAAAUCACAGUAUGUAGCCUUAAGCAAACAGCUUUAGAAUCGUUCAGUAAAUAUGGUUCAAAUUCAGCACACUUAAGGAUUAGCCAUAAUUGGAUUAGGCUAAGGAAUGGAUUCCAAUUUUGCAAACUAAAGUUAUUGCACUCAU